GUGCUGCCCGUUCUUUUCAUUCUGGCCUUUGUAUAUCUGCCGUCGCUGCGCAUCCCGCUCGCACUGUAUGUAGUAUUCUGCUAUAACGACCCGGCCAUCAGCAAUGGGGUAGGGCGCCCAGCAUUGUGGGUGCGGCGCUUGGGUAUAUGGCGGUACAUCAGUGCCUACUUCCCGGUGCGUGUGGUGCUGGAGCAGCGCCUGGAUCCGAAGCAGUCGUAUCUCCUGGGGAUUGCGCCCCAUGGUAUCCUGGCCUUUGGCGGACAGGUCGCAGUGGGGGCGCAGAGCAGCGCCCUGUACCGUGCACUGGAAGGGACCACAGUGCAUGUAGCUGCACUCCGUCCAGCAUUGACACUGCCAGUAUUCCGCGACUACCUGCUGGCACUGGGAGCGAUUGCAUCGUCGCGAGCGGCGAUCCGCGAGUGUUUGGCGCGGGGAAAGGGACACAGCGUCGGGAUCGUUGUGGGCGGUGCCAAGGAGAGUCUGUAUACAAACCCAGGCCACCGCAAAAUCGUCAUGCGCCAUCGCAAGGGAUUCGUGCGGGAGGCCAUCAUGGCUGGCGCCCCGCUCGUGCCUGUCUACGUGUUUGGCGAGAACGAUAUCUUCACACAAGUCAUGCACCCGCCAUUGCGCAGGCUCCAAAAGUGGCUGCAAACAAAAGUCAAGUUUGCACUGCCAGUGUUCUACGGCCGCCUUGGCAUGGUGCCGCGCCGCUCUCCGCUGACCGUUGCCAUAGGAACGCCAAUCGCUGUGCCCAAGAUCGAGGCACCGACUGCAGAGGAGAUAGACCAUGUUCAUGCUGACUUCAUCCUUCAAAUGGGCCGCCUGUACUCCAGGUUCCAGCCCAUAUAC
Molecule: messenger RNA, 849 nt
Organism: Linderina pennispora
Lineage: Eukaryota; Fungi; Kickxellomycota; Kickxellomycetes; Kickxellales; Kickxellaceae
Product: diacylglycerol acyltransferase
Exons: 1
Biological process (GO): triglyceride biosynthetic process
Cellular component (GO): endoplasmic reticulum membrane
Molecular function (GO): diacylglycerol O-acyltransferase activity
Source: RefSeq, a predicted model, not a curated record